Messenger RNA from Fukomys damarensis (Damara mole-rat), 2161 nucleotides. RefSeq names its product spermatogenesis and oogenesis specific basic helix-loop-helix 2 (gene Sohlh2). Gene Ontology annotation, biological process: spermatogenesis; regulation of DNA-templated transcription. NCBI's taxonomy places the organism in Eukaryota, Metazoa, Chordata, Mammalia, Rodentia, Bathyergidae. Gene Ontology annotation, cellular component: nucleus. The record is from RefSeq and is a predicted model, not a curated record. The transcript is spliced from 12 exons. Gene Ontology annotation, molecular function: DNA-binding transcription factor activity, RNA polymerase II-specific; RNA polymerase II cis-regulatory region sequence-specific DNA binding; protein dimerization activity. Bases 1 to 1266 code for a protein of 421 amino acids.
AUGAAGAAUCCUGUGGCAAAAAUAGAUCUUUUAUUAGUUGGAGAUUUCACUAUUCACUACCUGGCUGAUGAUAUACAGAAAUUUUUUCCAAAUUCAGCAGAACUUAUUAUCACCAUUAGCGAUGUAAAAAAGGCAGCUACACUUUUGGAUGACUGCACGUUUGACAUGGUUUUCUUGAAGAUCACUUCAUUCCUAACUGCUGAGGAGCUAGAAGCUAUAAAGUUGAUUAGAUUUGGCAGAAAGAAAAAUACAGACUUGCUGUUUAUUUUUGUAAUCCCUGAACAUUUUAAAGGUUGUAUUUCAGGGCGUGGAGCUGAUGUUACUUUAACUGAACCAUUGACAAGGGAAAAGCUGAGUAUUGUGGUAAAAUGCUGGAAAAUGUGUUUCUCAAAUACUGUUAAGAAAGAAAAUUCUGCAAGGCCUAAAGAACAUGGAUCGCCCCUACUGAAUUCCUAUGGUGAACAUCUGGGAUGUUUUUCUACUGAUGUGUUCACUCGCUCUGAAUCUCUAAGAAAUGACAUUGGUCUUGAAUUUAAAGUUCCAUUGUCAGAAUUUGAGAAAAGCAAACAGAUGUCUUUCCUUCAUUCAAGCAAAGAAAAGCUGAGAAGAGAACGAAUCAAGUAUUGCUGUGAGCAGCUGCGCAUUCUGUUACCGUAUAUCAAGGGGAGAAAGAAUGACUCAGCUUCAAUUCUUGAGGCAACAGUUGAUUAUGUGAAGUAUGUCCGGGAGAAAAUCCCUCCAGCUGCCAUGAGACAGAUUACAGAAGCCCUUCAGAGUAAUACCAGGUUUUCUAAGAAACAAAUGCCCAUCCAGCUAUCCCUCCCAUGCACAGUCAAGGAGGAAAGGGAAAACAAUGCGUUGGCAAGCACUUACUCACCUGUGAGAGGGAUUCAGUUCCUGGCUAAUAAGCGCUUGAAUGUGUAUUCCCUUCCUACUGCAGGGGCCUCCUUGGACGAACCUGUGAGAGGACAGUCAAGCUCAACUUCAGAGAGUGCAGUUGAUGAUCUGUAUAAAACUCGAAUUCCCAGUGCAGCUCUCUCUCUUAAUUCCUUCCAUGCUGUCACAUAUUAUUCUAAAGUCAUCCCUUCCUAUGAUGCAGCUGCUGUAACAAAUCAGAACGUUCCAAUUCAUUUACCAUCAGCUGUACCCAAAGUAUCAAAGUUUCUUCCCCAGCACUGCAAUUCAGUGCUGGGCCAGACAUGUGCAACACAUCCCAACUGUCUGGUCUGUUCUCAGGGCAGUUGCAAGAAGCAAGAGAACAAGUGAUUCAGUGCAAGUAUAAGGAUGAUGUGUUACCUUAUCUGGAAUGACAGAAUUGAAGAUGAAGAUGAGAAAUGUCCCUUCAAGGCUCACCUCAUCCAACACAACACAUCACAAUCAGCAUUUUGACAUUUCACUUGAAUUCCUACAAGGCCGUUUGCCUUCUUUCUAAGUAGCUUUUAGAUUACUUCCUGAAACAGGUAAAAUCUAAAUUGGUUUUUGAAGAAUGGAAGUAUUGUUGUCUAAUUUCUCAUGAGAUUAUCCUGUCAGACAUAUUAAAGGCCACAGGAAAUAUUGGAGCAAAAGGGAAGUUGGAAAAAAGAAACAGCAUGAAAUAGAAGAGAGAAUGUUAGACAGGUUGAGUUGGAGCAAGUGUUUGAAGCAUGUGGAAAUGUAAUGAGUGGUAGCACUCAGGUCUCCUGAAACUUCUAGGUAGUAGAGGUCAUUGGGCUAAGAGACUUGACAUAAAGUGCAGUUAUGUGCAGGCUACCUAUGCUUCCUCAUUCCAAUACUAUUUCUUUUUUGGAAGUACCCCACAUAUAAUCUUGUCUUACAAAGCCUACCUAGACUUAAACAUUCUUCCAUCUAUGUCCCCUGUACUCCAUACAUUUUUAAAUCACAGUGUUUAUAAUUGUUACCACAUUUGAUUAUCUGUUUGUCUCCCUGAGAGAAGGGACCAUGUCUUUGGCCUCUGUGCCCUCAUCAGUUAGCCCAGUUGCUGUUAUUUGAAUAAAAUUUUGUUAAUGGACUUACUGACGAAAGCCUGUUCUCUAUAGAUGACUAACAUUAUUUGUAUUUGUAUUUUAAUUUUAAUUUUUUCAGACAGAGUCAUGCUAUGUUUCUCAAUCUUAACCUGAAGUCUUGAUUUUUCCUGCCGCAGUCUCCUGUGAUUGUAGCCAUG